This is a messenger RNA of Peronospora matthiolae, 405 nucleotides long. The record is from the annotation of a GenBank genome assembly. NCBI's taxonomy places the organism in Eukaryota, Oomycota, Peronosporomycetes, Peronosporales, Peronosporaceae.
AUGGAUGCAGGAAAUGCCCGAAUGCAUGCUGCAAUCAGCCAAGAAACCGCAAGACUUUGGAAGGUCCAGCCGGAAAAAAAGAAAGACCGAUACAAGGCUGGCCUUUCUCAGACCCAGACCAAGGUUGGCCGUCUGCGCGAUGCUCUUGCUGCACUGGUGGUAGAGAUCAAUCAGCGUCGGGACGAUCUUGCUGAUCUCGAAGUCGACCGCGAUCGGUUACGCUCUUUUCUCGACGAUGGGGACGAUCAAGUGUGUCGGCUCCAGAAUAAGAUCUCGAAUCAAGAGUCAGAGCAUGAUCUAGCCUUGUGCGAUCGGGAUGCUCUUCGGGCGAGUAUUGCCUCAUUCUCUACCAGUAUCUGUCUCCCUAUCUUCCAAUUUUUUCGUGGAGGCCCCAUCCCGUUCUGA